GUCAACAACACUCAAAUCUUGGAAAAAUAAGCAAGAGAGGUGGAGAUGGUAUGGAGAGAGAUAGUAGAGAGAGGGAAGCCAGAAGUGAGUGAGGCAGGAAAGAGGGGAGCCCAAGACAAGACCCAGGGCAGGUUAGGGAGAAACACUUGCAGGAUGUUUCUACUACCGCUGCUCCUGCUAGGGACUGCCACGAGCAGAUGCCUGCAUGAGGAGACCCAGAAAUCUGUGACCCUUCUCCGGCCCCAUCUCUCCCAACCUGCCCCCAACUUCCGCUCUUCCGCCCUCACCCUGCCUGACUCCCGUGACCCUCAACCCCUGCGAAUCCGAACCUGCUAUAUCAGAGACCCUGUAUCAGAUGGAGCUUGGGAUCCUGAGGGAGCUGGGAUGAGAGGGGGACCUGCAGCCCUGGCCCUGGCCGCAGCCAGGCAGGCUGCUCAGCAACUCCAGGGAAUCUUCGCAGUCCCUCCAGUUCAAGGCCCCCUGCUUUUGAGUCGAGACCCCGCACAGUACUGCCAUGCUGUCUGGGGGGACCCAGACACGCCAAACUACCACAGAUGCAGCCUCUUGAACCCAGGGUACAAAGGAGAGAGUUGCCUGGGGGCAAAGAUCCCUGACACCCAUCUCCGUGGUUAUGCAUUGUGGCCAGAGCAGGGUCCCCCACAGCUGGUCCAGCCAGAUGGGCCCGGGGUCCAAGACACUGAUUUUCUCCUGUAUGUGUGGGUGGCCCACACUUCCAAGUGCCAUGGAGAGCCCUCUGUCAUGGCCUAUGCUGCCUGCUGCCAUCUGGACUCGGAAGACAGACCCCUUGCUGGGACCAUCGUCUACUGUGCCCAGCAUCUCACCAGCCCCAGCCUCAGCCACAGUGACGUCGUCACGGUCACACUCCAUGAAUUGCUCCAUGCUCUGGGUUUCUCUGGACAGCUCUUUAAGAAGUGGCGGGAUUGCCCCUCAGGACCCAGCGCUAGAGAGGACUGUUCGACAAGGCAACAAGUGACAAGGCGAGAUGAGUGGGGACAGCUGCUUCUCACCACCCCAACUGUUAGCCACAGCCUGGCCAGACACUUGGGAGUGCCGGGGGCUUUGCCGGGUGUUCCCUUGGAAGAAGAGGGUCCUUCGUCUUCGCACUGGGAGGCCCGACUGCUCCAGGGUUCUAUAAUGACUGCUACCUUUGAUGGUGCCCGGCGCACUCGGCUCGAUCCCAUCACUCUUGCUGCCUUCAAAGAUUCGGGCUGGUACCGAGUCAACCACAGCGCUGCGGAGGGGCUGCUGUGGGGCCGGGGAUCUGGCCUGGAAUUUGGCCUGGUGACUACGUGUGGGGCUGGCUCCUCAGACUUCUUCUGCACUGGCAGCGGACUGGGCUGUCACUACCUGCAUCUGGACAAGGGAAGCUGUUCCUCGGACCCCUUGCUGGAAGGCUGCCGCAUGUACAAGCCCUUGGCCAAUGGGAGCGAAUGCUGGAAGAAGGAAAAUGGGUUCCCACCUGGGGCAGAGAACCCCCACGGGGAAAUUUACCAUCCCCAGAGUCGUUGCUUCCUUGCCAACCUCACUUCACAACCGCUCCGUGAGGACAAGACCGGGCAUCCCUCUGAGAUCCCACACCCGAAGGAAGCAGAGCUCACCGGCCGCUGCUACUUACAUCAAUGCACAGAGAGAGGAGCAUACAAGGUGCAGGCACAGGGGUCACCCUGGGCCCCAUGCCUUCCUGGAAAGGCCAUUCAGAUACCUGGGUACUCGGGUCUUCUCUUCUGUCCCCGCGGUCGGCUGUGUCAAACUAACGAAGUUACCAAUGCUGCUACUUCCCCACCUGUGAGUCUUCCACCCCAAGACCUGUCAUUCCAGCUGUCUUUUCAAUUAGCUGGGCCCCCAGGCCACUCGGUGGGGAAGGAAGAGCUGGACGGGCUGACUGAAGCAGUACUCCAGGCGCUGGUGAGCAGAGGCAGCCCCAGCAGGUGCUAUUUCCACAGCCCCUCCACUACCACUAGUCUGGUGUUCACUGUGUACAUGGGCAAGUCCCCUGGCUGCCAAGGGCCUUCAGUUGGUACGCUGCACAGGGCCCUGACCCUGACUCUCCAGAAGAAGCCCCUAGAAGUACAUUUUGGAGGAGCCAGCUUUACCACAGGACACACCAAGUUGCUGGUUACCUUGGACCGUAAUCCCUUUGUGACCCAUCUAGCACUGUCCACAGGACUCUGCCUAACACUGCUUAUUCUGGUGGGUGCACUGGGAACCGUGGCCUAUCAGAAACGAGCUACUCUUCGGGUGGCACCAUCUGCCCCUCACCAUUCACCAGAGCUCCAAGACACAAGGGGCCCAGCUGGAGGAAUAAGGGAGGUGUGA
This is a messenger RNA of Mirounga angustirostris (Northern elephant seal), 2337 nucleotides long. It is a transcript of the gene CIROP, whose product is annotated as ciliated left-right organizer metallopeptidase. The transcript has 14 exons. The coding region runs from base 46 to 2337 and encodes 763 amino acids. Gene Ontology annotation, molecular function: metalloendopeptidase activity. The record is from RefSeq and is a predicted model, not a curated record. Lineage: Eukaryota; Metazoa; Chordata; Mammalia; Carnivora; Phocidae. Gene Ontology annotation, biological process: cell adhesion; proteolysis. Gene Ontology annotation, cellular component: cytoplasm; membrane.